AUGGCGAAUCAGAUUGGGCGGCUCUAUGGUCCCCAAGGGCUUCAUGGGAACAGUGUACACCCGGGGGCCUUUGCAAGCCUUAACCUGCAGAAGUAUUCCCAGAAGGAGAUGCAAUCAGUCAUGGAAGACACUGGGAUGCAAAAGUACCUUUCGAGUCUGGAACAAGCCUGUGCUACCAGCGUAUAUGCCGCUGUUUCAAGCGAACUUGAGGGAAAGGGCGAUCUAUACCUGAGGGCGCAUCGGUUGCAGUGA
Molecule: messenger RNA, 252 nt
Organism: Monascus purpureus
Lineage: Eukaryota; Fungi; Ascomycota; Eurotiomycetes; Eurotiales; Aspergillaceae
Source: the annotation of a GenBank genome assembly